AUGCGCUGCUGCUACUGCUUGCUGAAGCUGCUGCUCCCACUCGAGCCGCCCACGCGCGCACACACUCGCCGGCGCCGUUGGCAACUCGCGUGCGCGCCCCCGACGCGGCCUCGUCCCCUGCUGCUCGCCCACGUGCCAAGCCUGCCGCCGCCACCCGCUGUCGCUCAGGCCACCCGCCCUGCUGCUGCACAUCGCCGUCUCCGCCCCCGCACCUGCCCGCCUCCUCCUCUCAGCGCUGCCGACGCCUCCCUCGCCCUGCUCCUGCCCCAUGUUCGUCGUGACCCGGCGCGCCCGUGCCUCGCUAUCACGCGCCCGCAGCCUCCCUCUCACGCGCGCCCCACACCCCUGCUCGUGCGCCCCCGCCCGCGGCCGCGAUGCCCAACCAUGCCGCUCGCGACCCAUGGACGCACCCCCGUCACCUCCUGCCAGCCACUGCUGCUGCCCCGCGCCUCCGGCAACAGCCGCGCUGGCGUCCCGCUGCGGACCCUACCGUCUCCUUCGCGCGCCCCUCCCGCCUCCUCCGCGCACCCCGGGAGGGCUCUACACCGCCCCUGGCCGUGCCCCUCCCGCGCGGCACUAGCCGCCGGCACCCCAUCAGGGCAACGGCGCCCCUACCCCGUCGUUCUCGCGCCCGACGUCCACCCUGCCGCCUCAGACUGUGCCAGGAGCACCGCCUCCACCGUCUUCGUAGACUACGUGGACGCAUCGGAGCUCGGGACCCAUGCCUCGCGCGGAUCGAGCUGUUCCCUUCUCUGUAUCGCCACCUCUUGCACGUGGACGCCGCCGCCACCGGAGCCACCUCGUCGGACCGCCUCCCCGUCUCCAUCAACGCACGUCGUCCCCGUCCUCCUCCUCGACAACCGCUGCCAUUUUCCCUGCAACACUGGUGAGGACCCCGGUCCUCCUCCUCCCCGUGCCCUCACGUCGGCGUUCGCCCGCGCCACCGCAGCCGUCCCGUGCCCGCACGCGCCCGCGGACCACUACCGCCCGAGGUCGCACCCUGGUCCUACUUCCCCCUCCCCUGUGCGAUGCGCAGCUGAUGCUCCCGCUCGAGCCGCCCGCGCGCGCACACGCUCGCCGGCGCCGUUGGCAACUCGCGUGCACGCCCCCGACGCGGCCUCGUCCCCUGCUGCUCGCCCACGUGCCAAGCCUGUCGCCGCCACCCGCUGUCGCUCAGGCCACCCGCCCUGCUGCUGCACAUCACCGUCUCCGCCCCCCGCGCCUGCCUGCCUCCUCCUCUCAGCAGCGCCGACGCCUCCCUCGCCCUACUCAUGCCCCAUGUUCGUCGUGACCCGGCGCGCCCGUGCCUCGCUGUCACGAGCCUGCAGCCUCCCUCUCGCGCGCGCCCCCCACACCCCGGCUUGCGCGCCCACGCCCGCGGCCGCGACGCCCGACCAUGCCGCUCGCGACCCAUGGCCGCGCCCCCGUCGCCUCCUGCCGGCCACUGCAGCUGCCCCGCGCCUCCGGCAACAGCCGCGCUGGCGCCCCGCCGCGGCCCCUCUCGUCUCCUUCGCGCGCCCCCUCCCGCCUCCUCCGCGCACCCCGGGGGGCUCUACACCGCCCCUGGUUGUGCCCCUCCCGCGCGGCACUGGCCGCCGGCACCCCAUCGGGUCCGGCUGCUCGCCGUGGCCCCGCGUGUGGGUCCCGCUGGACCCACAGGCCAGGUUUGACUCUGGUCAGCUGGGUUUGACCUGUUGA
Aegilops tauschii subsp. strangulata is the source of this 1698-nucleotide messenger RNA. The record is from RefSeq and is a predicted model, not a curated record. NCBI's taxonomy places the organism in Eukaryota, Viridiplantae, Streptophyta, Magnoliopsida, Poales, Poaceae.